GAUAUCGAGAUUGUUGGGAGAGUGUAUUGAGGAAAUGAGCAGUGGAUUCUUGUGUUUUUGUCCAAACGCGGUUAUCAAAGCAGCUCAGUAUGUGAGACCUAAAAACACUUUUUCGUGUAAGCACUAUACCUGCAAAAAUAGAAAUAGUUGGUUUUACGGCAAUGAGUUGUAUAUAAAGAGACGUAAAGUGGUCGAACAGCAGAGAACAACUAGCCACGUUUCUAAGUUGCCUUUUCGUCAAACAUGGAAAGCUGUUUCAGCUCAGCACACGGAAGAUGGCGAAUGUAGUGUAUUGAUUAUUGGUUCUGGCGUCACAGGAAGUACUGCUGCUUUUCAAUUGGCCGAAAGUGGCAUUGAUGUCUUAGUAGCUGAGAAAAAUGAACAAGUCGGAGGAAAUAUCAUUUCUAGAAAGGAGCAAGGUUUCAUUUGGGAAGAAGGUCCAAAUACAUUCCAACCUACUCCAGAUAUUCUUGUUAUGAUCGAAAAGUUAGGUUUGGUAGACAAACUGGUCUUAGCUGAUGCAAAGCUGCCACGAUAUGUGUUCUACCAGGAUAAACUUCAUAAGAUUCCUUCAAGUCCUUUUGAAGCCUGCCAAUUUUCUCUGUUGUCGACAAGAGGAAAAUUGCGUGCCUUUCUAGGAGCUAUUGGCUUUGCUCCAAUGAAUCUCAAAAAGAAAGAGGAAACCGUAAGAGAUUUUGUAACGAGACAUUUGGGGGAAGAGGUAUAUGAACGGCUUGUGGAUCCUUUUAUUAGUGGAGUAUAUGCUGGUGAUCCUUCCAAGCUGAGUAUGAAAGCAGCAUUCAAACGAGUUCAAGCCUUGGAAGAAAAAGGUGUUACCCAAAGCCUUAUUGAAGGUGCUAUUAUUCGAAUGUUUGAAACAAAGAACAGUAAAGGAAAGAAAGAAACAAAAGGUUCUCUCAAGGUUCCAAGAGGCUCUCUUGGUUCAUUCAAAGAUGGCUUACAAAUGUACCCCCAAUCAGUACAGUCGAAGCUUUCGAACAAAGUGAAGACUGGAUGGAAGUUGAUAAGACUGGAGAAGAGCGGAAAUGGAAGCAGUCAUCAGUCAUGUGAGGAUUACUUUGCAGUGUUUCAAAUACCCAAUGGAAUCACCAAAGUAAUACGUACGAAGGCAUUGAUAUUUACUAGUCCUGCUUAUAUCACUGCAUCUCUUUUGAGACCUUUCAUUCCCAAUGCAUCAGAUCUGUUGGAGCAAAUCUAUUAUCCUUGUGUAGUAUCAGUAUCCUUAGCGUAUCCCUCUUCAUCUUUUCGAUUUCCUUUAUCUGGUUUUGGUCAUUUGAUUCCAAGAAGUACAAAAAUUCGUACUUUGGGUACCAUUUGGUCGAGUAGUCUAUUUCCAUAUCGAGUACCUGAAGGUUAUCAUCUUUUAUCCUCUUACAUUGGAGGUGCUCAGGAUACGGAUAUUGCUUCGCUAUCUGAAGACCAAGUUGUGAAACAAGUUGAUUCUGAUAUAAGGAAAAUACUUUUAAGGCAAGAUGCAGCUCUUCCAAAGGUUUUGGGAGUACGUCAUUGGAACAAGGCCAUUCCGCAAUAUGAACUAGGUCAUCUCUCUCGAAUGGAAACUAUUCAAAGUCAAGUCAGUGAAACUCUUCCAGGUGUGUUUUUGGGUGGUAAUUAUGUCAGCGGAAUUUCUUUUGGAGAUUGUGUGUCAUUUGGUAUGCAACUUGCUGAUCAAGCAUCUUACUAUAUCAAAGAAAAUACAGAAUUGCUUUCUUCGACAGUCGUUUGAGACGAUAUAAUGUUAAUACUCCUUUUCAUUAAAGACUGCAAAACAAACGAGUCAUGUCAAUUAUUUUU
This is a messenger RNA of Galdieria sulphuraria, 1815 nucleotides long. Its product is annotated as protoporphyrinogen oxidase. Gene Ontology annotation, biological process: porphyrin-containing compound biosynthetic process. The record is from RefSeq and is a predicted model, not a curated record. NCBI's taxonomy places the organism in Eukaryota, Rhodophyta, Bangiophyceae, Galdieriales, Galdieriaceae. The transcript has a single exon. Gene Ontology annotation, molecular function: protoporphyrinogen oxidase activity, oxygen as acceptor. Bases 35 to 1747 code for a protein of 570 amino acids.